UCAUCAUCAGCAGUGGCUCUACUCAAGCUAGAUACAGGAGUCGGCACGCCAUGUGUGGAAAACAUUAAACGUGUGAAGGUAGGUGUUAACAUGAGAGGACCGCUGGGUUCAUACUGCAGACGCUUUGGCCGCUUAACAAGGAGUGGUGGACUAAAGUGGCCUGAGCGACCUUGUGGUGGCCCUGCAGUGCACACAUGCCGAGCCCCGGCCCUGCCUCCGGCCAGCAUCACAGUCCUGGAGGCCGUGGCUUUGUGGAGGAAGCACUUCGAGGAAAGAGGUGUGACCGAGCCGGAGCACUCCAGUCACAGCAUCAUGGCUCAUCUGCUCGGGGCUAAAACUAUAGAAAGUCUUGAGCGUGAGAAGUUAACCCAGUUCUUGAGCCGUGAAACAGCAGAGCAGCUGUGGGAGCUCUGUACCAAACGCCUCUCCAGAAUGCCUGUGCAGUAUGUGAUUGAGGAGUGGGACUUCAGAGACCUGACACUCAAGAUGAGACCUCCUGUGUUCAUACCCAGACCUGAAACAGAGGAGUUGGUUGAACUCGUGCUUACAGAUCUGCAGAUGAAACCUGGGAGUGGCAUGGGCGCAGAGGCUCAGUGUACAUGCUUGGAAGUGGGAUGUGGCUCUGGUGCCAUUUCUCUUAGUCUGCUCAAGAGCCUUCCAUGGCUCAGAACAGUUGCCUUGGAUCAAAGCCAGGACGCUGUCGAUCUAACAAGAGAAAAUGCAUUUAGUUUAGGGCUUCAGGACAGACUACAUAUUCACCAUAUAGAUGUUCUAAAAGAUGCUGACUCUGUUGUGAGCCUGUGCAGCCCCGUCUCAGUUUUGGUCAGUAACCCUCCGUACCUGUUCUCAGAGGACAUGACAUCGCUGGAUCCUGAGAUUCUUUGGUUUGAAGACCACGUUGCAUUAGAUGGAGGCGAGGAUGGCCUGAGAGUGAUCAAACAGAUUUUGACUCUGGCUCCGCAGAUUCUAGCAAACCAUGGUCGUGUUUACUUGGAAGUGGACCCCAGACACCCGCCGCUCAUCCAGCAGUGGGUGGAGGCGCGUGUGGAAGAGCUACGUUAUAUACAGACGCAGCACGACAUCACAGGCAGGCCACGAUUCUGCAUCCUUCAGAAAGAGAAGUAAAAUAGCGAACACGAGAAGGAUCUGGAUUGAGAAACUGUGAGAUCCUAUUACACUGGCUUUAGGCCAGGUGGUCACAGCCUCUGCGCACCCACCCCCAUCAAGCCGCCAAGGACAUGUACACGCUCAUUUGACAAUCCAGAAUUCAUUGUUCACAGAAGCUUACAUCAUAUUCAUGCUGCUGGUGGAUUUGGGUCCCGCAGCGUUUGUGAUUAUGUGUUGUUUCAUUGUAAAAAAUGUGUGAGAGAUAUCAAAAAAGCGGGCUCAAGGCUGAAGGUAAUUACUGAGGCUUUUCUUAGAACCCGCCCUCUCAGAAUCUCACCCUCCCAGAAAGCAUUCAGCAGUUCUACGAAUCCGCUGAUGAAUGGUCCUCCCCUUCGCUUGUCCACUCACUGACUCAGAUGCAGGCUGUACACAUUGUUUAGCAAAAACACACACAAUUUGGCCCUCACUUUCUUGCAGUCCACCUCUCACAUACUUAGAGCUCAAAGGCCACAUAUUCUUUGAGUUUUAAAGGCGAGUGCAGGCACAUGUAUUCCGUAGCAAGUGUCACAAGAACAGUAAUCAUGAUGUCUUUAAUUACAAUAAUAAUAAUAAUGCUGAUAGUAAUUCUCAUAACCUUGUGACUAAAUGUGGCAUUUUAACCACUACAAGACAAAGACAGGCAUUAUACUGCAGUAAGUUCUUUUAAUAGAAAAAUGUACAGAUUUAAAAGGUAGAAAAAAGUCAGGUGCUUACUGUGACAAAAAUAAAAUGGUGAAAAUACAUCCAA
This is a messenger RNA of Myripristis murdjan (pinecone soldierfish), 1894 nucleotides long. RefSeq names its product HemK methyltransferase family member 1 (gene hemk1). Gene Ontology annotation, molecular function: nucleic acid binding; protein methyltransferase activity. The record is from RefSeq and is a predicted model, not a curated record. The transcript has 12 exons. The coding region runs from base 91 to 1125 and encodes 344 amino acids. Lineage: Eukaryota; Metazoa; Chordata; Actinopteri; Holocentriformes; Holocentridae. Gene Ontology annotation, biological process: protein methylation. Gene Ontology annotation, cellular component: mitochondrion.